Molecule: messenger RNA, 2837 nt
Organism: Eublepharis macularius
Lineage: Eukaryota; Metazoa; Chordata; Lepidosauria; Squamata; Eublepharidae
Product: BTB/POZ domain-containing protein KCTD12-like
Exons: 2
Coding region: 461-1342 (293 amino acids)
Biological process (GO): regulation of G protein-coupled receptor signaling pathway; protein homooligomerization
Molecular function (GO): protein binding
Source: RefSeq, a predicted model, not a curated record
GAGAGAACAGGACGGCCGCGCCAGGCGAGCAGCUGCGCUUUUGCGCAAAGGCGCUAGAGGACAAGCUCCGUCCAGCUUGUCCAGGCGGAGGCGAAUUGAAAAGGUAACGGCUCCUCAGCCAAGGAGCUGCAGAGAGGGACUUCCAGCUAUUGUCCCCCUGGAGAUCAGUCAGCGGAGAACCACCCACGGUGCCCCCCCCUCCCCAGUGCCUCUGCCUGGGAUCCCGCCAGCCGCGCUUCUUGCUUGCCUGGAUGGUCCUUGCUUGGAGGGCAAACCGAGGCUGAUGUGCGGCGGCUGGAGAGAGAGGAGGAGCUCUCCGGCCCUGGAGGAAUGAGAGGAGCCUCCUAACUAAGCCGAUCCUGCCCUUGAGCCGCGCUGCAGCCAGUUGGGCGCUGCUGGUUUCCUCGGUCGCUUUGGAGAGGGCGCAUCCGGAAAGGUGGGCAGGAGAAGGGAGUUCACCAUGGCCUUGGCAGACAAUGCAAGUUGUGCCAAACCCAGCGACGAUGCGGUUUUUCCAGAGAUCAUAGAGCUGAACGUGGGAGGGCAAGUCUACAUUACCCGCCACAACACUCUGGUCAGUGUCCCAGGAUCAUUGCUCUGGGAAAUGUUCACACAGAAGAAUAUCCGUUCCUUAGCCCGGGACAACAAGGGUAGGUUCUUCGUAGACCGUGAUGGCUUCCUGUUCCGCUAUAUCUUGGACUAUAUGAGGGACCAGCAACUUGUGCUUCCAGAGCACUUUCCAGAGCGAAGUCGUUUGCAGCGAGAAGCAGAGUACUUCAAGUUGCCAGAGUUGGUCAAGACCCUUGCUCCAAAGCUUAGCAAGCAGAACUCCAUUGGGGACGAGCCCUGCCAAAGUGACCCAGAGGAGCUGUCCCCUAGUAUGGACACUGCCCGCAACCUGGCUGCUGCCAGUGCCAUCCUGGGAGGUGCCCCUGGAGGCUCCAUCACAGCCACUGCUGGUGGCGGCACUGGGCAAGAUAUCCGGAGAUCAGGCUUCAUCACCAUUGGCUACCGGGGCUCCUACACUCUUGGCAGAGACAGCCAAACAGAUGCCAAAUUCCGCAGGGUGGCCAGGAUCAUGGUGUGUGGUAAGACCUCCCUUGCCAAGGAAGUCUUUGGGGAGACGUUGAACGAGAGCAGGGACCCUGAUCGGCCGCCAGAGCGCUACACCUCCAGGUACUACCUCAAAUUCACCUUUCUGGAGCAAGCCUUUGAUAAACUGGCUGACUCUGGCUUCCACAUGGUGGCCUGCAACUCCACAGGGACCUGCGCCUUUGCCCACGAACAGACGGAUGACAAGAUCUGGACCUCUUACACCGAAUAUGUUUUCUACCGUGAGUGAUGCUUAAACCAAAACCAAACCAAACCGCACCAAAAGCCAAUUCUCCCUCGGUCCUUCCCAUGCCGCUGUUUCUUUAGAACAUAGAUAACCAUCAGAACCCUUGAACCUUGAAUUUUCUCUCCUUCCUCACUUUCCAAACUGAACCCUCUGUGGCUCCUCCCUGAACCGGUUCCCAAGUAAUGCUGAACCUUCUUUCCAGCAAUAGCCGACAGUAGCUAGCAACAUCCCCUGGAUCAUGGACUUGGACACUGUUGUGUGUGGGAAUGUCUUUAUAUUGGGGUUGGGGUUGGGUAAUCUGCCAGUAUUAACCAGCAGCGCAGUAUUACAUGGGGUGCCACUGGAGAGAGAUUUCUUUCCAUGCUCUGGGCAUGCUCCUUGCUCUUUGCUCUGCCUGUGCUGGAGGAAUAUGCUUAUACUUGCACUAAGAGAAUGCGGCAGGGAUCCGGGUCUGAAGGAUCCUGAUCUGACGGAGGGAUGAAAAAGGCAAAGGAAUCCUCCCUGCCACAGACAUAUUAACAAUAGCCUCUGUAAGCAGCUUAGCAUUUAGACUGCCCGUGCUUUGAAAGGUGAGUGAGCAAGUGUGUGUCCCGUAUCAUUGCACCCCCCACUAGACACAGCAGAAUGACAAAUGUUGCUGUUGCUCAAAGGGCUGAACCAGGUGAAUAACCCAGAUAGGGCCUGGGAACUCGGAUCUCUGCCUAACAUCUCUGAGAGUGACAGGGGGGGUGUUUUGGAGAUGAGAUCUAGCUCAUAGCCCUUCCUCACCUGCCCCUUCUGCCCUCCCCUCCAUUGGUCACCUUUCUUCCAGCUAUACCCAACGUGUCUGGCAAUUCUGGCUUGGGAAAAGCAGCUGAAGAAGUGGUAGGGGACAGGGGAGGGGAAUGCCCCCUUCCUUCCUGCUUCUCCCCUCCCAGUUGUUGUUUAGAAGAGAUCCAGGUUUCCCAGCUGCUGCCACGUAUCUCCUGUGGGGUCUGAGUCACUGUUGUUUUCAGACAGGAGUAGCAAGAGGGGUUUGCAGAUGGGCACUAAUGUGCGUCCUUAACUCCAAACACACACACAGAGUGUAUAUAUACCGGGGGUGGGCUAGGGUGGGCUGGGACCAGAGGUCGAACAGAAAGACUUGCACAGAAGAUGUCAUGGUAGUUCCUUAGGAAAGUUCCCCGUCCAGUUUGUCAUUGUCUUACCUUCACUUAGAGUAGGAAGAAAAGGCCAUCCAGCAAUUUCAAACAUCCUGGUUUGUCCAAGGAUUUUUGCAGCGAGUGGUGGCCCGAUGUGCCCGGAGCAAAGGGUUAUUUUAUUCACAGACUCAAACGGAAAAAAAAGAAAAGGAACAAAUGAUCUGGCUUGGGUGGUGAUGUAUGCAGAGCUGCAUUUCAAGUGUGUAGCACAGCACUGAGUGUUUGUGGGCCUGGGUUUGGUGGGGGGGAUGCUGCCUGGUUGGCUGGUGGGCGCUUUAGCAGGCCUGGGACUAUGUGUAAUAAAGGAACAAAAGAGA